GCAACAAAAGAAUGCACACGAUAAUAAAAAAAACCGCGUCACGUUGACAUCCUCGAAAUCUUCCGUCCGGCUAAAUCAGCCCCGUUCGUCGUUCAUUUUGUGUCCGUCCAAAAUUCGAAGUACCUACCCCCCGUUAGAAGAAUGUCCAGCAAUUCGAUUCGAGAUCUCGCCAAAUCGGUCAUCAUGUUACUUCGCAAGGUCCGGAACCCCCACGGGAUGACGUUGAACAACAUCCAUCAGUACAUACGCGCCGCAUAUCCUCACAAGUCCCCCAAUUUGGUAACGUUGACCAACGUGUUGGAGAAAAUAUCGGCCGUGGGAGCGGUUGAGAAGAAAUACAACAGGUAUGUUUUAGGUAAUAUGAUAAAGAAAAGCGUAACAGCUAAAGAAAUUUCCCAUGGUAAAGUGAAGAGAGCGAUUCGCCAAGUCAAAGGAAGAGGAAGUAGAAGACGCCGGAGCAGGAGUAGGAGCAGAAGAAGAAAACCGAGAAGAUCGAGAUCGAGAAGGCGAUGGUGCCCGCGCAAUUGCGACAAGUACCUGUGCUGGCCCAGCACCCCGCCUGGUACCAAUCACACGCAGCUCUGUCCCGCUGGAGAGGGCAUCGUCAAAGGAGGUACUGCUUACAGAUAUUGCUCGGACGGUGGUACGUGGGAGACGAGGAACAUGUCGAAUUCCACGUACACCCACUACGAAAAUUGCCUGCUGCCGCAGUUGCAGGAAUUGCUGCAAAUGUGCGACGAAUUCGGCGAAACCACUUGCAUAGAGGUGGGUUUUUUUUGGUUGUCUUCGAACGGUCAAUCAGCCACUCAGAAGAUAGAGAAGCGAAACAAACUGUCGUUUCUGAGAUUCACUGAGAAAACUGCGACGCUAUUGCACGAUAUAUUCAGGUUAGUGAAGUACAUCGAUCAGGAAUUGGAGCCCGGAAAGAAGUUUCUAAACACGGGGUACUUGCUGCAAAUCAACAUCGCUCUGUUGGAAUACGCCAGGACGGCCUUGUUUUUGUGGAUGUUCAUCGAAGGCCUCUAUUUACACAAUAUGAUCACGGUGACCGUUUUCCAAGAGUAUAAUUACAUCAAAAUAUAUUGCUACGUGGGCUGGAUACUACCCGGGGUGAUGUCAGCCGUUUGGCUCAUUACAAUGCUAGUCGAAGACAUGACAUGGGAAUAUUAUUACUUUUUGAACUACUACUGGAUACUCGAAGGGCCCCGUGCAGCCGUCAUUAUCAUUAACCUCAUGUUUCUGCUCAACAUCAUCAGGGUUUUGGUGGUGAAGUUGCGGGAGAGUCGCACCAGCGAAAUCGAGCAAGUAAGGAAGGCGGUGCGCGCCGCGAUUUUCCUGUUGCCGCUAAUGGGAAUAUCACACAUUCUGUUUUUCCAUUACAAAUUCAACGAAGCCUGGAAGUUCGCCGCCUGGAUGUUCCUGUCCUAUUUCUUGGGGACGUUUCAAGGAUUUUUUGUAGCCGUAUUGUACUGCUUCCUCAACGGAGAAGUGCAAACAGCAAUCAAAAACAGCUUCUAUCUCAGAAUGUCGCUGAGAAACAACGACUACGCGCCCUGCAGGAAUUUCGCUCUGAUUUCUUUGGGUCCCGAACACGGAGCUAUACAAAACGGGGAAACGGCCAAAUGGAUACUGUGCUGUAAAUACAAGCGAUCUUCGGUAGAGGAAACUGAGAUCAAUUCUUCCAGGGACAAUUGGAUGUCCAAAAACACCGUAGAAGAAACUGACAUGUCGCUCAUUCAAGCCCCUCUGAACGAAAAAGAACCCUCUUAAAAAAACUACUAAUGGACCUAUUGCCAUAUCAUCGUAAAAUUCUAAAACCGAUCAAAUUGGAUUGGGAAUUUUUAAAAUUGAUUAACGAGUAUUUAAUGUUUUGAUACUAAUGAUAAUAUUAUAUAUUUGUACGAGAAUUUCCCGCACUUCUCUUUGUGAUAAUGCGCUAGUAAAGCAGCUUGGCACUUUGGAUAACGGAACAAAUUAGAUAUUUAUAUCGUGACAUUUCUAAGAAUUAUGCUAAAUAUUGUUAUUUAUUGGCUUUAUAUUACAACGUAUCUAUUCGAUGUAUGUUAUUAUUAAUUAUUUUUCAAUAGAUAUAUGAAGAUACUUAAAUAGUUUAUUUGUAUUGCUUUAUAAGCAUUUAGAAGUCUUGUAAGUAUUGUACCUUUGUGAUGUUUAUUUUUUAAUAAAAAUACUAAAA
This is a messenger RNA of Phyllotreta striolata, 2194 nucleotides long. Lineage: Eukaryota; Metazoa; Arthropoda; Insecta; Coleoptera; Chrysomelidae. The record is from the annotation of a GenBank genome assembly.